Molecule: messenger RNA, 1356 nt
Organism: Mytilus trossulus (common blue mussel)
Lineage: Eukaryota; Metazoa; Mollusca; Bivalvia; Mytilida; Mytilidae
Exons: 1
Coding region: 1-1356 (451 amino acids)
Source: RefSeq, a predicted model, not a curated record
AUGUCAAAAUUAGGAUUUGUCAUACAUGAAGACAAAUCUGUUUUUCAACCAUCAAAACAAAUUAUAUUCUUGGGUAAUAUUAUUGAUUCAGAAAAUAUGAUUAUAACCCUUACGGCAGACAAAAAACAAAACCUAGUAAAAGAAUGUAAAUGGUUACUGCAGAGAAACUUAGCUAAGAUUAGAGAUGUAGCAAAAGUCAUUGGACUUAUAGUCUCCUCUUUUUCUGCCGUUGAAUUCGGUAAAUUGUUUUAUCGUAACCUUGAAAAGGAAAAAAUUAUAGCUUUAAAAAACUCAAAAGGAGAUUUUGAACAAAGCAUGCUUAUUUCUAAUCAGAUGAAAGGAGAUUUAGAAUGGUGGGUUGCUAAUGUGUCUACUGAAUUAAGACAUAUAAGCCAUGGUAGUCCACAAAUUGUGAUUCAGACAGAUGCCUCAUUAUUAGGAUGGGGUGGCAUAUUAUGUGAUAAUGAAAUUGGAGGUAGAUGGACAGAUGAAGAAUCAAAAAAUCACAUAAAUUAUUUAGAAAUAUUAGCUAUAUAUUAUACAUUAAAAUCCUUUCUGCAUCUGAUCAUAAAUGAGCAUGUGAAGGUUCUUACAGACAAUACUACGGCAGUGGCCUACAUAUCAAAUAUGGGCGGAACAAAGUCCAUAGAUUGCAAUACAAUUUCAAGACAGAUUUGGUUGUUUUGUAAAGAUAAUGACAUCUGGUUGACAUGCACUCUUAUAGCAGGCAAAGAAAAUCUAGCAGACAAAAAAUCUAGAGAAUUUGAUGACAAAUUAGAAUGGAAAUUGAAAAGGUCUGUUUUUGACCAAUUAUGUACUUUGUGGCAAAGGCCAGAUAUUGAUUUGUUUGCAUCUAGAUUAAACUUCCAAAUUGAAAAUAACUGCUCUUGGAAACCAGAUCCAUUAUCUGCAUUUAUUGAUGCAUUUAGUAUAAAUUGGUCAUAUUUUCAGUUUGUCUAUUUGUUUCCUCCUUUCAGUUUAUUGAGCCGGUGCAUUUUCAAAAUCAGAGAGGACGGUGCAAGAGGAGUAGUAAUAGCUCCAUUUUGGCAGACACAAACUUGGUUUCCGAGACUAAUGCAGUUGUUAACAGACAAUCCAAUCGUUCUUCCAAAGAACAAGAAGAUGUUGAAUCUUUCUCACGAUCCACAAUCUGUUCAUCCUUUACACAAGAAAAUGAAACUAAUUGCAUGUCUAGUGUCAGGAGUAGCUUCAGAGAACGAGGAUUUUCUAAAGAAACAACCCACAUACUCAUGUCGUCUUGGAAAUCAAGUACAAAGAAACAGUACCAAGUGUAUAUCAGGAAAUGGUUCAAAUAUUGUAACAAAAAACAAAUUAAUUGCUUUCAAAUUUCUGUAG